UUUUAAAAUGUUAAGAGUUGAAUUUUUCCUAACUGUGAAAUUAUAUUUAGCUCAUGAGGAUGAUUAUGAUGAUGUCGAAAGUGAGGAUGAAACAAUCAAUGAGAUUGUGGAAAUUGAUAUUGGAGGUUCUGAGGAACCGGAAAUUGUGGAAAACAUAUCGGCCCAACCAUUAGGUGAUGAGGUUGCAAAAAGCAUCAGUGCUGAAAUUGAUGUGAAAUAUGAUGAAUUUGGUUAUUAUGUUGAGGCCGAUUGUAAGGAUGAUUUUGUUUCUCAGACUCAAACGAGUGAGAAUGAUGGAAAGAAAUUUAAUUUUGAGUCUGAUGUUGAAGAAAGUUAUGGUGUUUUAAAUCUAGCUUAUGAGAAUGAUGAAAAUAUUGGUGGUGACCAUAUUGUGAAAUGUGACGAAUACGGAUUCUUUGUUGAAUCUGACAGUAUUGGGGAUUUUGUUGUUCAAAAUCUGAUUAUGAAAAAUUGUGAAAAUAUGAGAGUGGCAUAUGAUUCUGGAGGCUCUGGUGACCCCGGAAUUGUUGAAAAUGUUUCUGAUGAGAAACAUAGAGUUGAGGUUUUUGAAAACCAAAGAGAGGAUAUUAAAGAGUGUGAGACCAAUUUGUAUGAUGACGGAGGAGACUGCACUGCAGAUAACAAAAGAAAAAAGAAAGGGUUUUGGUCAUCUUUGAAAAACUUAUUUUGUUCCUGCUGCAGUCGGAAAUAG
This is a messenger RNA of Parasteatoda tepidariorum (common house spider), 712 nucleotides long. RefSeq lists its product as uncharacterized. Lineage: Eukaryota; Metazoa; Arthropoda; Arachnida; Araneae; Theridiidae. The record is from RefSeq and is a predicted model, not a curated record.